This is a messenger RNA of Kuraishia capsulata CBS 1993, 3945 nucleotides long. RefSeq lists its product as uncharacterized. The transcript has 2 exons. The coding region runs from base 1 to 3945 and encodes 1314 amino acids. NCBI's taxonomy places the organism in Eukaryota, Fungi, Ascomycota, Pichiomycetes, Pichiales, Pichiaceae. Gene Ontology annotation, cellular component: chromatin; nucleus. The record is from RefSeq and is a predicted model, not a curated record. Gene Ontology annotation, biological process: DNA repair; mitotic sister chromatid cohesion.
AUGGCAGUUUCCAAAGGAAUGAAAAAGCUGAAAUUCAGCCAGGAGCUGGUUUCCACUGUAAAAGAUCCUAUUGGUUCGAAGGAUCUUGUUACGCGGUUACAGUCUCUGUACACAGAGCUGGCCGCGGCCUCUCCAAAUACGUUAGACGUGAACACGUGUGAUGUUAUCAAAACUAAGAUUCUGGACAGAAAGCUUCUGAAAAACGCCAACCUUGCUGUUCAAGCUUACACGGCAUGCUGUUUGGCUGAUAUCUUGAGGCUUUACGCGCCAGAUGCCCCUUACAACGCCCCACAACUUACUGAAAUAUUCAAAUUUAUCAUUUCGCAACUCAAGCACUUGAAUGAUGCAGCUUUCCGAGAUCUCUAUGUCCAAUUGCUGGAGAAAUUGGUGGAAUCAAAGUCCAUUGUAUUGAUUACAGACCUGCCUUCUUCCGAUAAACUCAUCGAGGCAUUAUUUGUUGUGUGCUACGACUUAUCAGCGAAUGGACUCAGCGACCAAUUAGAGCCUCUGGUGAGCUCUAUGCUUUCGGAGGUGAUCUCUGAGUCUGAAGACAUACCCACGAAAGUACUCAAGCUGAUAAUGAAUAAGUUUUUGGCCAACGCAGUUACUCAUAUGAAGAACCAGACCUCGCUGAAUAUAGUUGCGAGCACAGUGAUUCCUGGAUUCACCUUUUCGCUGGCUAUUUGUCAGUCAAACGUUGACAGAUUGUCAAGACACAUCACCAAGUUUGUGUCUGACGUGGUCUACGAGUCCAUAAAGGGCAAGGAAAACGAGUAUGGUGACAGCGAUGACGAGGAUGAGGAUGAAAACGGCAAAAGGACCAACAAAUUUGGUUCCUCGGGAUCCUCAGACUCUCACGACCAACUCAAGAAGAUUCACACUUUGCUCGUUGAGCUCUGGAGAUACGUUCCAGACAUUCUCAGUUCUGUGAUGGGUCUCAUUGAUAACGAAUUGGAAGCAGACGACGAAAGUGUCCGUAUACUAGCGACAGAGACAGUGGGCAAGAUGAUCUCUCUGCAUCCAAAUAAUGCGGAUGUUCAGAACGAAACUUUGAUAAACUGGAGGCGAAAGGCUCUGGAUGUAUCGCCCGUCGUGAGAUCAACAUGGGCCAAAUCUGCAGUGGGUAUCAUUUUGGACGGAGUUGAUUCGUCACAAGAGAUCACCAACGGUCUGACAAAGUCUCUUCUUGAUAGUGAUGAAAGAGUCCGGUUGGUAGCGAGCAAAGGACUAUCGUCCAUUCCCCCAGAUGUUUUCGUGAAGUCAGUUGCCAAUGAGACUCUGAUGUCUACUCUUGGUCAAUUGGUGAGAGAAAAACACCCAGAAAUCAGAGACGAGAUCAUAAAGGUACUUGGAGGGUUGUACUCGCACUCUUUUGAUGAUCUUUAUAAGGGUGACUCCAAGCUGGAUGCUACUAUUGGUUGGAUUCCCGAGAGCAUUCUGAACUUGGUUUACAUUAACGACAAAGCUGUGAAUUUUGCAGUUGACAUAUGCUUAUUUGAAGACAUUAUUCCAAUGGAGAACAACCCGGAGAACAGAGUGGUAAGGAUGCUAUCUGUGGUGGAACAUCUCAGCGACAGAGCUAAGUCCUCAUUCUUUGCUGUGAUAAAAAGACAGAAACAGUUGUCUGAUACUGUUCAGCAACUGCUCAUGUUUAUCGACAUGAAAGAGGAAGGUGUUUCAGACAAAAUUGAGAAAACCAUCACCUGGCUCGCAGCCGCAUUUCCAGACCGACAAGUUGCUGCGAACUGUUUGAAUCAGUUUAUUGAAUUGAAAAACAGACGAUUUUUCAGACUGCUGUCCAUGAUUACCUCUCCUGACUAUGAUUAUGAUUCUUUUAGAAACUCCACCAAGGAACUUCUCACCAAACUAAGCGAUCCGAAGAAUAUUAAGAUAGUGGGUCCCUCCUCUGUUAACGUGUCUGCUCAGAACAUGGUCAAAACGAUGAAGCUUCUCAUCUACAGAGCAGGGUUUUUUCUUUCCAAUAAGUCGAAUGUUGGUGUCAUGACCAGGAUCGCUAAAGAGAGCCAGAACAGCCAGAAACAAUCUGCCCAGGCUUUCUUGAAGCAGUUGUCCAGUAUUCUGCCUGAGGUCAUUCAAGCUCACAUCAGCGAAAUGUCUGAUUUCGUUAGUCAAUUCUCAGCUAGUGAAAUUGCAAAAUGGGAAGACAGAGAGUCUCUAGCACCGACUUUGAAAAUCAUGUACAAUGCUACAAAGAAUAUCAAGACCUCUUCCCUGGGCUCGAGUGUUACUGCUUUGAAGGAGAUUUGUGCUAACGGAACACCACACGAGGCCAAAUACGCAGUGAAGAUAUUGGCGAAAGUGAGACCUAUUCGGGAGCUCGAGCAUGUGUUGGAUACAAUUUGGCCUUUAGACACAUAUGAGAAGACCUUCCCUACUCAUUUGUCUACAAUAUCUGAGGUGGUCUUGGCAUAUCCUGACUGCAUAGAGGAUAGGGCUAGUGAGCUUACAAAUUUGUUGAUCAAAGAGAUUCUUCUGAAGAAUGGAAAGGUUGGUGAGGAAGGCGAAUCGGACGAGAAUAGCUGGGUGAGCGAUGAAGAGCUGGAAAAUGGAAACCAACCAUACCUUCAAGCAAAGCUCAUGGCACUGAAAGUGUUUGUCAACAGGUUAAGAUCGCUGAAGGACGAUGAGGAGAAGCUGAAGGUGGUUGCUGAACCUGUUUUCAGAAUGCUGUUCACGUUUGUGAACAAUGCGGGUGAGAUUGUGUCGCAAAAAUCGCCAACCUGGCCCACGCCUGUUUCAUACCAAGUUAGACUAAGACUGGCGGCAGGAUUGGGAUUGUUGAAGCUUGCGAAGACACAUCGUUAUGGCAAUAUGAUCAAACCGCAAACGUUGAGCGCGCUGGCUUAUCUGAUUGAAGAUCAUAACAGCCAUGUCACGAAGGCUUUCCUACAGAAGCUACGACAGUACUUGAAUGGUAACCUCAUUCCUGAAAAAUUUCUUACUCUGGUUUUCUUCACUGCAUAUGAGCCAGAUGAAGCCUCAAAGAAGGAAAUGAUGACCUGGGUUCGUGCCACUAUGAAUAGACGAGUUAGCCACAACGAUACUGUCUUCGAAAGGACCUUUGUUCGGUUACUUCAUAUGGUUGCACAUCACAAUGAGUUCCUGGAUCUUCUCGAGUUAGCAGAAACUCCUGGCGAUGAGCAGGCGAACCAUUUACUCCAAGGAUGUGCUCUUGCCUUAGAGUACAUCGUUUACUUUCUUGAUCUAGUUGCUUCUCCCAACAACUGCUCUCUAUUGUACUAUCUUGCUACCCGGAUAAAGCAAUACAGAGAUGGCCUGGUUGACCAGGAAGCAUACGAGACUGAAACGUUGACUGUUCAUGCUAAGGCGAUAUAUAUGCUCUCAGACCUUUCACAGUUGGUCAUUAGGGAAUAUUCACUCAACAGAUCGAUUGUGUUGCAAACGUGGCCUGGAUCAUAUCAGUUGCCUGCUGAUUUGUUCUUGCCUAUGAAGUCAACCGAGGAGGCAAGAUCGAUUGCUUCAUACUCGUUUCUGACUGACACCAUCAUCAAGAGAUUGUCUGCAACCAUAAAAGCAAAAACCUCACUCCACAGUUCGACUAAGAAGAGAACCGAGAAACGGAUUAUGGGUCCUCCUGCAAAGGUAGCCAAAACAACCCAGACUCCAGUGACUAGAAAAUCAGAUCCCAGGCCGCAAGAGCUUAGCAAGCAAGUUGAGUCCCCGGUGCCAAGUGCCGAGUCCAUUCUGGCGACUUCCUCUCCUCUCAAAAAGACACCAGACAAGGAGCCGAAGAAGAGACAGGCUAAGCCCAAGGCUUCGACCAAGGCAAAGAAGACGAAGUCAGUCGCCGAGCCAACCAGGAGAAGCUCCAGAGCCACGAAGAAGGUGAACUAUGCUGGAUCGGGAGACGAAUCGGAAGAUGUGUCUGAUGAAGACGACGAUGAAGCUGAAGUCGAAAACUGA